Molecule: messenger RNA, 2042 nt
Organism: Mercurialis annua (annual mercury)
Lineage: Eukaryota; Viridiplantae; Streptophyta; Magnoliopsida; Malpighiales; Euphorbiaceae
Product: serine carboxypeptidase-like 42
Exons: 10
Coding region: 384-1820 (478 amino acids)
Biological process (GO): proteolysis
Molecular function (GO): serine-type carboxypeptidase activity
Source: RefSeq, a predicted model, not a curated record
UUUUGACAUUUACAACGUCUCUCUUACUGCAUAACGUCUAUCUCUGUAACAAAAGCUGUAUAUACUUUACACAUACACUACAUAAUUAAUUCAUGCGGCUGUACACUGAAGUGUAUUAUUAUAGUAAUACAAUUUUCUUGUAUUAGUAAAAAAAGACUAUAGAUCUUGAGCUAUAAAUUACAUGAGUCGGCUUUUUUAAGCAUUCACGUGCUUUCUCUUUCGAUUUGAAUUCGGUUUCAUCAUCAUACUAAUACUUUUCUUUUUCUUUAUGGUUUCUUUGUUUGUUUUUUAUGUUUUUAACAAGAACAUGAAUUUUCUUUGAAUGAAUAAAAGGUUGUGGGUGCUCUACUGCUACAACAACUACUAAAACUAGGACAACUUUCAUGGGGUUUGGCCAGAUGGGUUUUAGUAGUUGGUGGAGGUUCAGUAGCAUUGUUGCUGUGCUUUGUUUACUGAGUUUUGAAGUAGUUGAAGGGUACCCAGUUGAGGAUUUGGUUGUGAAUUUGCCUGGUCAGCCUAAAGUUGGGUUCAGACAGUAUGCUGGCUACAUUGAUGUUGAUGUCAAGAAUGGUAGAAGCUUGUAUUAUUACUUUGUUGAAGCUGAUAAAUACCCAAAUAUCAAGCCUCUUGCUCUUUGGCUCAAUGGAGGUCCUGGUUGUUCCUCAAUUGGUGGAGGCGCCUUCACCGAGCUGGGUCCAUUUUUUCCGGAAGGAAAUGGCCGUGGACUUCGAAGAAAUUCAAUGUCCUGGAAUAGAGCAUCAAACCUACUCUUUAUCGAGUCUCCUGCUGGAGUAGGAUGGUCUUACUCAAAUACAACUUCAGAUUACAAUACUGGGGAUGCUCAAACUGCGAAGGAUAUGCGUGACUUCUUAUUGAAGUGGUUUGAGAAGUUCCCGGAAUUCAAAUCACGGGACCUGUUCCUCACUGGAGAGAGCUAUGCAGGGCAUUACAUACCUCAACUGGCUGAGGUUCUAUUGGAUCAUAAUGCACAGUCAACUGGUUUCAAAUUCAAUAUUAAAGGAGUGGCUAUUGGAAAUCCGCUUCUUAGACUUGAUCGUGAUGUUCCAGCAACAUAUGAAUUCUUUUGGUCUCAUGGGAUGAUUUCUGAUGAGAUUGGCCUCAAGGUCAUGAAUGACUGUGAAUUUGAUGACUACACCUUUGCAAGUCCACACAACGUGUCGGAUUCAUGCAAUGAUGCCAUCUCUCAAGCAAAUGGCAUUGUCGGUAACUACAUAAACAAUUAUGAUGUGAUCCUAGAUGUUUGUUAUCCAUCUAUAGUUGAGCAAGAGCUGCGAUUGAGGAAAGUGGCUACCAAGAUAAGUGUUGGUGUUGAUGUUUGUAUGACCAUGGAGAGGAGUUUCUAUUUCAACCUUCCUGAGGUUCAGAAGGCACUUCACGCCAAUCGAACUAGUCUACCAUAUAGAUGGUCCAUGUGCAGUAGUGUUUUAAAUUACAGUGAUACUGAUGGUAAUAUGAACAUGCUUCCCAUUCUCAAAAAGAUAAUCAAUAAUCAUAUUCCAGUUUGGGUUUUUAGUGGUGACCAAGAUUCCGUUGUACCUCUUCUGGGGUCGAGAACACUUGUUCGCGAACUAGCACAUGAUCUCAACUUCAAGAUUACAGUACCUUAUGGAGCUUGGUUUCACAAAGGCCAGGUUGGAGGUUGGGCAACAGAAUACGGAAACCUGUUAAGUUUUGUUACAGUAAGGGGUGCUGCUCAUAUGGUUCCUUAUGCACAACCAUCAAGAGCUUUACAUCUAUUCAGUUCGUUUAUCCGUGGCCGAAGAUUGCCUGCUACUUCACAGAUUCCAGUAGAGGGUUGAAGAAUUGGUUCAUGUUGUUGUUUCAGAAGCAAGCACAGUUGUGGAAAUUUCCUUACAUUGAAAAACAAUAAAGGGAGUAACUGUUUUUCAGGAAAAUAAUUUGAAAGACAUAGGGGCAUUUCAACUGUAGCUAGAGGGAGGUAGAUGUUAUAUGAUUUUCAUUUCUGGUACUUGUAUCUAAUUGGAAUGGAAAUUCAUAAUUGGAAUUUUUAUUUGGUUGAA